Molecule: messenger RNA, 681 nt
Organism: Pestalotiopsis fici W106-1
Lineage: Eukaryota; Fungi; Ascomycota; Sordariomycetes; Amphisphaeriales; Sporocadaceae
Exons: 2
Coding region: 1-681 (226 amino acids)
Biological process (GO): proteasome regulatory particle assembly
Cellular component (GO): cytoplasm; nucleus
Molecular function (GO): protein binding
Source: RefSeq, a predicted model, not a curated record
AUGGACAACAUCCACGCACCGACCGUCCCCUCGGGGCCAUCUUCGCGCCCCAUCACCAACGGCAAUGCCAAGAACUUGUCGUUCGCCGAGUUAUCUCAGAAGAAGGAUGAUAUGGAGGCGGAGCUUAAAGCCCUUAGCGGCGUGCUCGACUCUCACGGCGUCGACAUGGACACUCCUCUGACCAGGGACGGAUUUCCUAGAGCAGAUAUCGAUGUCGCGCAGAUCCGAACUACACGCUCCCGCAUUAUUCACCUUCGAAACGACUACAAGGACCUGAUGGGUGCCAUUGAGAAGCACUUGCACGAGCACUUUGCCAGUCUGGAAGAUACGGACGAUCUGCCAACAGGCAGGACAGGUGCAGGCAUGCUAGGCGACAGCAUUGCCCCAACAUUGGAUGAGCCGUUUGCCAGAGUCAACAGUGUUGUGCCUGCAAGUCCAGCCUACACUGCUGGCCUCAAGGCUGGCGACGAGAUUCGCAACUUUGGUUACGUGAACAGAGCCAACCACGAUGGCCUGAAAAAGGUUGCAGAAUGUGUCCAGGGCAAUGAAAACCAAAACAUACUUGUCAAGAUUUCACGGCCAGGCGAGGCAACCAGACGGCAGGAGCUCCAGCUCAUGUUGACACCACGUCAAAACUGGGGUGGCAGAGGCAUGUUGGGAUGUCACAUUCUUCCGAUAUGA